This is a messenger RNA of Zea mays, 1219 nucleotides long. RefSeq lists its product as uncharacterized. NCBI's taxonomy places the organism in Eukaryota, Viridiplantae, Streptophyta, Magnoliopsida, Poales, Poaceae. Gene Ontology annotation, molecular function: cysteine-type deubiquitinase activity. The transcript is spliced from 10 exons. The record is from RefSeq and is a predicted model, not a curated record. Gene Ontology annotation, biological process: protein deubiquitination. The coding region runs from base 191 to 895 and encodes 234 amino acids.
UUUUCGCAAGAAUUGAGCCCGACAGCAAAAAGAAAGGUGACGUUUCUCUUUCUUGGUUCCGGCGCCCCACCGGGAGAGUGAGCUGCUGCCUGCGCAACUCGAGCGCCGCUUGUCGCGAGCACCGCGGCCUCGAUCCGUCAAGCUACCUAUUGUUGGUCUGAGAUAUUGUCAAUGUUCAUUUGGAGAAAGCAUGUCUGGACAGCAGGACCACGCUAGUAAAAGCUCUAGCUCAAGCAUCAGCAGCAGUACUCAAGAGAGCGAGGAGGAAGCACCUGUCCGAAGCGUCACCAUUGGUAGCCUCCUUGCCCAAGCAAAUAGCACCAGUGGACAUAGUCUUGGGAAGCGCCUGUCCCAUUUGGGGUCAAUCCCGUAUACUCCCCGAGUUAAUGGAAAAAUCCCCAAUGUUGGUAAUGCAACACUGGACCACGAACGAUUGCUGGAAAGGUUGGGCACUUAUGGUCUAGCUGAAUUUCAGAUAGAGGGGGAUGGGAAUUGUCAGGUUUAUUUACAAUUCCGAGCUUUGGCUGAUCAGAUAUAUCACAAUCCUGACUAUCAUAAGCAUGUGAGAAAAGCUGUCAUGAAACAGCUGAAGGAAUUCAGAAAACAAUAUGAAAGUUACGUACCGAUGGAAUAUAAGGUGUACUUGAAGAAAAUGAAAAGAUCUGGGGAAUGGGGAGAUCAUCUGACCUUACAAGCAGCUGCAGAUCGGUUUGGUGCCAAAAUUUGUUUGCUGACAUCAUUUAAAGACACCUGUUUAAUUGAGAUAGUCCCUAGGGAUCUAACUCCCACAAAAGAGCUUUGGCUAAGCUUCUGGUGUGAAGUACACUACAAUUCCUUGUAUGGAAUCGACGAUCUCCUGACCCGCAAGACGAAGAAGAAGCACUGGCUGUUCUAGGAGGGUUCUGAAGGAUCCAAAUUCUUUCAGCAGCUCCUGCUCUGUCCAGCCAGCGCAGCCUCUGUCUUAGUACUUACUAGUUGGCCAACACUGUAUCAUAUCCUAAGUUGAGUCUAGGCUUUACGCUUUUAUGUACAGUCGAUCUAGAUCUUGUAAAAUUCCCUCAAGGAGCAACAGGAACUGUACAACUCUUAGAUCCAUGAGAUUUUGGUGAUCUCUCCUCCAUGGGAAUGAUAGUGCUUGGGUGUAUGUACAUUAUAAAAGCUACCAGGGGCAUUUUGACGUGGGCGUUUGGAUGCCAUUCUCCAUAAUUUUUAUUCUGAA